AAGAAAGUCGCGACGUCCUAGGUGAGUAAGCCUUCCCAUUUUCCUUUAUUUUCGUAAACAUUCCUGUGUCUGUUGUUAAGCCAUUUGAAGUGCGGACAGGCACCAAUCAAGAAAUGAUGGCUUCCUUCACCUUCCACCUCGUGACCUUGAUCACGGUGAUCGUCGCUGUUGUAGAUGCGGCCCCCGAUCUGAGCGUCUGCGAUCCUUCGGACCAGACCUACCCUUACGACGGCCCUCCGCUGCCCACCCUCCCCUCUCAGUAUCGGCUCAAGGUGGAAGCAACCAUCACGAACCGUCAAUACUCCUUCAUCCUCGAGGAGUUCUACGAUGAAAUCAACAAUCGUGGCGCGUCCAUCUCCAAAUACAGGGGACAGACAAGUUACACCACCUACGACUAUGCUCGCAACCAGACUCUUCUAGUCACAACAGAUGACGCCACAGGUGCUUCCAGCUGCAGGGUCAGUGGCUUUUCUCGCUUCAGCUUGUUUGGCUUCCACGUUGAGAACGGGAGUGGCCACAUCAACGGCACCAACGCUGUCUUCAGGUUUGGCGAGGAAUACAACGAAACCUACAUGGGCAUGACGACAGUGCGGGGCAUUCGGGCUAACCACUGGCAGCGUUGCGUUUAUGCCCCCGGGGCCAACGUUACGUUCCGACUUGACUUCUACUUCUCCAAUGCCAGCUUCCAUCUGCAAUCUGGGGCUAAUGCCAUUCCUCUGAGAGCAACAAUUAAUGGAACAGCUGUAAACAGAACAACGAAGGAAAUGUACAAUUUCUAUCACAAUUAUGAAUAUCUAGAAGUUGAACCAGGCCCUAUAACCUUGGAGAGAGCUUUUGAGCCACCACUAGGUGUACUUUGUGAAGGGUAUGAUAGGACGAAGAAGUUCCCGGAUUUCCCUUCCGUGUUUGGAGUGAGCUUGGAAGCCAUGACACCAGGUUAUAAUUGGAUACAUUUUUCAAGGGAGUACUACAGCUUUCCUGCUAAUAUGUUUGCCUUGGUCCACGAACCUACUGGGAACUCGUCACAGAAUGCCACGGCGAUCCGAGAAGUCCAUGAUUUCAAUGCAGGUCUCUCUUAUAGGUUCGAGUACGGGACUGAUAAAUGUACCGUUGGACCGAUACCAGUUGAUACUUUCAUGCAUGAUGCUGAUUCGCCGGACGGUAAACGCGUCGUUCUGAAAUCGCCCACGACCUUCCUCCUGCCGAACCAGUCAUCGUGGAUUUACCAGGGAAAUACGACGUUACGUGGCAUUGACGUGGAAGGUUGGAUCACACCCACCAGUAUUACUAUCGGCCCUCUCGUCUGGAACGGCACCAUGGAAUACUUCUUUGCUAGGGGUAACUGGACCAGUGGCACGGAUCAAACAGGAUUGGUUCAUCAGAUGCCUUUACAAUUAAAAUCUACAUUAACUGCCGAUGUUGGGGGCUUUCCAGUCAGCGUCACUCACAUACAAAACAUGUUUCACUACACGUAUCAUAUCCCAUCUUAUGUCUUUGAUGUUCAUCUGUGCUAUAAUGAAGAGGACAGCCGCUCCAUGGCAGUAGAGAUCUUGGGAAUGGACAUCCGUAAAAACUACAUUGUGAACAACACCCACAAUUUCUACGCUGCAGUUCAGCACGCCAUGGCUAAUGCCUCCGGUCUUCCGGCCAGCCGUAUUGGCAAUGUUUAUGCUGCUGAGGGUGUUGAAGAGAUUCUGAUCGUCUACUUUGACAUGCUAGGCCUACCGCCUGUUGAAGGGAACGCCCUCAAUCCUAAGCACGGUCCCGACCUGGCUGAGGCCCUCAUUACCCUCGAAGAACGAGUGCUUGGGAAAGAUCCGAUCCGUAUCAACUUCACCAAGGAUGGCAAGGAUGUGACGCUGAUUGUUGCGAGAGGAUCGCUUCGGUUUGACUUCCACCCACCAUCAGCUGACGAUGAAGGUGUAGGAAAAGGAGCAGCAGCUGGUAUUGGGAUCGGAAUGUUCCUACUGGGAGCUAUCAUCGCUACAUUGAUUGCGGUGGCAUUUGUCAAACGUAGCUCAUCCCCACCUCCGCCAUAUGGUGUACAGGGAUAGAGGUGAAAAUGGUCUAUUAUUUUAUGAUGGAUGGGGGAUCCACAGCUGCCAAGUAGUACUGAUUUUCCAUGUUUAGUACUUAAAAUAGAGAAGAAUGCUGAUGGUUUCAUGCAAAAUACUGAUUUCUUAAGUUUCAGUUUAUGUGUUGUCCU
This is a messenger RNA of Lytechinus variegatus (green sea urchin), 2206 nucleotides long. RefSeq lists its product as uncharacterized. The record is from RefSeq and is a predicted model, not a curated record. Bases 114 to 2054 code for a protein of 646 amino acids. NCBI's taxonomy places the organism in Eukaryota, Metazoa, Echinodermata, Echinoidea, Temnopleuroida, Toxopneustidae. The transcript has 14 exons.